Molecule: messenger RNA, 6846 nt
Organism: Nannospalax galili (Upper Galilee mountains blind mole rat)
Lineage: Eukaryota; Metazoa; Chordata; Mammalia; Rodentia; Spalacidae
Gene: Cabin1
Product: calcineurin binding protein 1
Exons: 37
Coding region: 198-6455 (2085 amino acids)
Biological process (GO): chromatin organization
Cellular component (GO): nucleus
Molecular function (GO): nucleosome binding; protein binding
Source: RefSeq, a predicted model, not a curated record
CCGCCGUCGGUAGGUGCCCCGGGCCGUCGCAGGAGCCACCUGUGCGUCCACGUCUGGGGGGUAUAGCGCCGGACCCAGCCCUUUCCUUGCGUCCUUUCACUCUCCUUCACAGCAGCCCCACGGGGGGAUUUGUUGACUGGCACAUCUUCUACCAGUGAUGGGAAGUGAUCCUCCGUGGUGGUGCUGAAUCUCUGAAUAUGAUUCGAAUUGCAGCCUUAAAUGCCAGCUCCACAGUUGAAGAUGACCAUGAAGGAAGCUUUAAAAGUCACAAAACCCAGACAAAGGAGGCCCAGGAAGCAGAGGCUUUUGCCUUAUACCACAAGGCUCUGGAUCUACAGAAACACGACAGAUUUGAGGAGUCUGCGAAGGCCUACCACGAGCUCCUGGAGGCACGCCUACUACGGGAGGCAGUUUCAUCUGGAGAUGAGAAAGAAGGGUUGAAACACCCUGGACUGAUACUGAAAUAUUCCACGUAUAAGAACCUGGCUCAACUGGCAGCCCAACGAGAGGAUCUGGAGACAGCCAUGGAAUUCUACUUGGAGGCAGUGAUGCUGGAUUCCACAGAUGUCAACCUCUGGUAUAAAAUUGGACAUGUGGCUCUGAGGCUCAUCCGGCUUCCCUUGGCUCGCCAUGCUUUUGAGGAAGGACUUCGGUGUAAUCCUGACCACUGGCCUUGCUUGGACAAUCUCAUCACUGUCUUGUACACCCUCAGUGAUUACACAACAUGUCUGUACUUCAUCUGCAAAGCACUGGAGAAGGAUUGCCGAUAUAGCAAAGGUCUGGUCCUCAAGGAGAAGAUCUUUGAAGAGCAGCCUUGUCUCCGGAAGGACUCACUCCGAAUGUUCCUCAAGUGUGACAUGUCUAUUCAUGAUGUGUCAGUGAGUGCAACUGAGACACAGGCCAUCAUAGAUGAGGCUCUGGGGCUGCGAAAGAAGAGGCAAGCAUUGAUUGUACGAGAGAAGGAGCCAGACCUGAAACUAGUGCAGCCUAUUCCUUUCUUCACGUGGAAAUGCCUUGGAGAGAGCUUGUUGGCCAUGUACAACCACCUCACCACCUGUGAGCCCCCAAGACCUAGCCUUGGCAAGAGGAUUGACCUGUCAGACUACCAGGACCCCAGCCAACUACUAGCACCCUCUGUAGUGGUGACCCCUGUCAGCAUGAUCCAGCCAAGUCCUGUCAGUACCAACCCAGCUGUUGCUGUGGCUGAACCUGUGGUCUCCUACACAUCUGUGGCCACAGCCAGCUUCCCAUUGCACAGUCCUGGCCUGUUGGAUACAGGCACUCCUGUGGGUGAUAUUUCUGGGGGAGAUAAAUCUAAGAAAGGGGUAAAACGGAAGAAGAUUUUAGAAGAGAGUGGAGAGACAGCAAAACGGAGGUCUGCCCGUGUCCGAAACACUAAGUGCAAAAAAGAAGAGAAAGUAGACUUCCAGGAGCUUCUGGUGAAAUUCCUGCCAUCCAGAUUAAGAAAACUGGAUCCUGAGGAGGAAGAUGAUCCCUUUAAUAACUACGAAGUUCAGUCGGAAGCCAAACUGGAGAGCUUCUCAAGUAUGGGGCCUCAUCGAUUGUCUUUUGAUUCGGCCACGUUUAUGGAAUCUGAGAAGCAGGAUGUACAUGAGUUCCUGAUGGAGAACCUGACCAACGGGGGCAUCUUGGAGCUGAUGAUGCGCUACCUGAAGGGCAUGGGCCACAAAUUCUUGCUGAGGUGGCCACCAGGCCUGGCAGAAGUCGUGCUUAGUGUCUACCACAGCUGGAGGCGGCAUAGCACCAGCCUGCCCAACCCAUUGCUGAGGGACUGCAGCAACAAGCACAUCAAGGACAUGAUGCUGAUGUCUCUUUCCUGCAUGGAACUCCAGCUGGACCAGUGGCUACUGACCAAAGGCAGAAGCUCUACAGUGUCUCCUCGGAACUGCCCUGCUGGUGUGGUGACAGGCAGGUUUGGGCCUGAUUUCCCGGGAACCCACUGCCUGGGUGACCUCCUGCAGCUGUCAUUUGCCUCAUCCCAACGAGACCUGUUUGAGGAUGGCUGGUUGGAGUUUGUUGUCCGUGUUUACUGGCUGAAGGCUCGUUUCUUGGCACUGCAGGGAGACAUGGAGCAAGCCCUGGAGAACUAUGACAUCUGUACAGAAAUGCUCCAGAGCUCUAGUGCCAUCCAGGCAGAGGCUGGGGCUGAGCAUAGGAACAUUGUCAUCCGGCUGCCCAACCUUCACAAUGACUCUGUUGUUUCUCUGGAGGAGAUUGAUAAGAACCUGAAGUCCUUGGAAAGAUGCCAAUCCCUGGAAGAGAUUCAGCGGCUAUUUGAGGCAGGUGACUACAAGGCUGUGGUGCGUCUGCUUCGGCCCACUUUAUGUACCAGUGGAUUUGAUCGGGCCAAACACCUGGAAUUUAUGACUUCCAUUCCUGAGAGGCCUGCCCAGCUGCUUCUGCUGCAGGACUCAUUGCUCCGGCUGAAGGACCACAAUCAGUGUUUUGAAUGCUCUGAUGUGGCUCUGAAUGAAGCUGUCCAGCAGAUGGUGAACUCAAGUGAGCCUGCAGCCAAGGAAGAAUGGGUAGCCACAGUGACCCAGUUGCUGCUAGGCAUUGAGCAGACACUCUCUUCAGACAGCAGUGGCAGCAUCCUAAAGGAAUCAUCCUCCACAAAUGGCCUUGUCCGGCUCACCAACAACCUCAUUCAGGUCAUUGACUGCAGCAUGGCUGUACAAGAGGAGCCCAAGGAGCCCCAUGUUUCCUCAGUGGUGCCCUGGAUCAUUCUACACAGGAUCAUCUGGCAGGAAGAAGACACCUUUCGCUCCCUGUGCCAACAGCAGCAGCUCCAGAACCCAGCAGAGGAAGGGAUGUCAGAGAUGCCCAUGCUCCCGUCUUCUCUCAUGCUGCUCAACACAGCUCAUGAGUACUUGGGCAGGAGGUCCUGGUGCUGCAAUUCAGAUGGGGCUCUGCUGCGAUUCUAUGUACAAGUUCUUCAAAAGGAGCUUGCUGUAUCUACCUCUGAAGACACCCACCCCUACAAGGAAGAACUGGAGACAGCCUUAGAGCAGUGUUUCUACUGCUUGUACAGUUUCCCCAGCAAGAAGAGCAAGGCCAGAUACCUGGAGGAACACUCAGCCCAGCAGGUGGAUCUUAUAUGGGAGGAUGCCCUGUUUAUGUUUGAGUAUUUUAAGCCCAAGACCCUCCCUGAAUUUGAUAGCUACAAGACCAGCACUGUUUCUGCUGACUUGGCCAACUUGCUGAAAAGAAUUGCAACCAUCGUGCCCCGCACAGAGAAGCCAGCUCUGAGCCUGGACAAAGUCUCUGCCUACAUUGAGGGAAUCUCAACUGAGGUGCCCUGCCUUCCAGAAGGGGCAGACCCCUCCCCUCCAGUGGUGAAUGAGCUGUACUAUCUCCUGGCUGAUUAUCAUUUCAAAAACAAGGAACAAUCCAAAGCCAUCAAGUUCUACAUGCAUGAUAUCUGCAUUUGCCCCAAUAGGUUUGAUUCCUGGGCAGGCAUGGCCCUGGCCCGGGCCAGCCGCAUUCAGGACAAACUGAACUCCAAUGAGCUGAAGAGUGAUGGGCCCAUCUGGAAACAUGCCACACCUGUCCUGAACUGCUUCCGGCGAGCUCUUGAGAUUGACAGCUCUAACCUGUCCUUGUGGAUUGAGUAUGGCACCAUGUCCUAUGCCUUACACUCAUUCGCUUCCCGACAGCUGAAGCAGUGGAGAGCCGAACUGCCCCCUGAGCUUGUGCAACAGAUGGAGGAUCGGCGUGACAGCAUGUUGGAGACAGCCAGGCACUGUUUCACAUCUGCAGCCCACUGUGAGGGUGACGGUGAUGAGGAAGAAUGGCUCAUCCACUACAUGCUGGGCAAGGUGGCUGAGAAGCAGCAGCAGCCACCAGCUGUCUACCUGCUGCACUAUCGACAGGCUGGCCACUAUUUGCAUGAGGAGGCUGCCCGUUAUCCUAAGAAGAUCCACUACCACAACCCACCUGAGCUGGCCAUGGAGGCCCUGGAGGUGUACUUCCGGCUCCAUGCUUCCAUCCUGAAGCUCCUGGGCAAACCUGAUUCUGGGGUUGGUGCAGAGGUCCUGGUCAGCUUUAUGAAGGAGGCAGCAGAAGGACCCUUUGCCAGGGGCGAGGAGAAGAAUACACCCAAAGCUUCAGAAAAGGAGAAGGCCUGCCUGGUGGAUGAGGACUCCCACUCUUCAGCUGGGACACUGCCGGGCCCCGGAGCCUCCCUCCCCUCCUCCUCUGGCCCAGGUCUGACAUCCCCACCUUACACAGCCACUCCGAUUGACCACGAUUACGUCAAAUGUAAAAAACCCCAUCAGCAGGCGACGCCGGACGACCGAAGCCAGGACAGCACAGCUGUGGCACUGUCAGACUCCAGCUCAACACAGGACUUCUUUAAUGAGCCCACAAAUUUCCUAGAGGGCUCUCGGAAGCCCUUCGCUGAGAAGAGACUGUCUGGGCUCAGUGCUCAAACAGGCCCAACUGGUAAAGACCUUCCAGGGCCCACAGAGGAAAAAGGGAUGUUGAACCUCCAGUGGGCCCGUGAUGUGUUGCUAGGCAGCAGUAUCCCGUGGCAACAACUGCAGCACAUGCCGGCACAGGGGCUCUUCUGCGAGAGGAACAAGACCAAUUUCUUCAACGGCAUCUGGCGGAUCCCCGUGGAUGAGAUUGACCGUCCAGGCAGCUUUGCCUGGCACAUGAACCGCUCCAUUGUGCUGCUGCUCAAGGUUCUGGCCCAGCUUCGGGACCACAGCACCUUGUUGAAGGUGUCUUCCAUGCUGCAGCGUACACCAGACCAGGGCAAAAAAUACCUUCGAGAUGCAGACCGCCAGGUCCUGGCACAGCGGGCCUUCAUCCUCACUGUGAAGGUGUUGGAGGACACGCUGAGUGAGCUUGCAGAGGGGUCAGAACACCCAGAGCCCAAGGCCUGUGGCCUCCCUGGAGCAAGGAUGACUACCGACGUCUCACACAAGGCCAGUCCUGAGGGUGGCCAGGAAAGCCUCCCCCACUCCAAGAAGCCACCUCUGGCUGAUGGCUCAGUGACAGGGCCUGAGCCAGGGGGCAAAGUGGGCCCUGCCAACCAAGUGCCAGUGACCGCAGACACAAGAGACAGCACAGACCAGGUUGGGGAACGGAAGGACAAAGAGAAUCCCCGAGUGGGGCCCAUUGAACCCAUGGAUAUGAGUGAAAUUGCUGUUUGCCACCCAGACUUGGAACGGAUGCCACCUCUGCUGCCAGGCCACCCCCUAAGGGACCGGGGCCCUGAGAGCCGGUCCACUGAGCUGUCCCUAGAGGAACUGAGCAUCAGCACCCGGCAGCAGCCCCCCCCUCUCACACCAGCCCCCACAGCCCCCACCACCACUGCUACUCCCACGACUGCCAUGGGGGUCAGGGGAGGUAGCCACCCUGAGGAGCCACCCCCGAGGCCCAAUCGCAAGAGGAAGCUCCUGGAGGACACAGAGUCGGGCAAGACACUCCUACUGGAUGCCUACCGAGUGUGGCAGCAGGGCCAGAAGGGCAUGUCUUACGACCUGGGCCGCAUUGAGAAGAUCAUGUCGGAGACUUACAUGCUUAUCAAGCAGGUGGAUGAGGAGGCUGCGCUGGAACAGGCUGUGAAGUUCUGUCAAGUCCACCUUGGGGCUUCUGCCCAGAGGCAGGCCUCAGGGGAUACACCCACCACCCCCAAGCACCCCAAGGACAGCCGAGAGAACUUCUUUCCUGCAGCGGUGGCCCCCACAGCACCUGACCCCAUGCCAGCUGACACUCUCCAGCGACCUAGUGACCCCCACUCCAAGCCUCAAACUUUAUUGGCUACUGCCACAGCUGUUAUCAGCUGCCCGCCCUCAGCAUCAGCCUCUACCCUAGAUUUGUCCAUAGACUCUGGAACUCCCCGGCCACACAGGCCUGAGGCUACUCCCAGUGUGACCUCUCUGGGUGCAGAGGAAGAAGAGCUGGCAGGAGUGGCAGAAGGCGCCAGCUUUCCGCCCCAGGAGCCACGGCGAAGUCAGCAGGUGAAGAUGGCUCCCACUGGUCCCCUAGCAGAGCAGCACUGCUGGUCAGUGGAGGCUGCCCGUCAGACAUGCGCUGAGCCCACCUGCAGCCAAGUCACCAGCACUAAGGUCCCCUGCAGUGGAAAUGCCCAGACACCAGAGAGCCAUCAAGGCAAGGCUGAAUCCAGCAGGGCCAAGUCCCGCUUCCUGCCCAACAUGCCAAAGCUGGUGAUCCCUUCGGCCACCACCAAGUUUCCUCCUGAGAUCACCGUCACACCGCCUACCCCAACCCUGCUUUCCCCCAAAGGCAGCAUCUCGGAGGAGACCAAGCAGAAGCUGAAGUCGGCUAUCCUGUCUGCCCAAUCAGCUGCCAAUGUGAGGAAGGAGAGACUGUGCCAGCCAGCCCUGGAGGUCCUGGAGACAUCCAGCCAGGAGUCCUCACUGGAGAGUGAGACAGAUGAGGAUGAUGACUACAUGGACAUAUGAUAGGGUUCACCCAGAUGGGGAAGAGCUAGGCCUGGAAUGCCCCUUUGGUCCACACCCUGGGCAGGGCCAGAAGCCCAUGCGAUGUACCAUUCUCCAUGGUCUCCCAAGCCUGUCCUGCCCGUUCGUAGCAUCCCUGCUCCCAGACAUGGACUGUCCCUGCUUGUUUGUGGUGUGGUAGUCCAAAGGAAGACCAGACCUGUCUGAGCCGUGUGAGGAUGGACUGGUCAUGAUCUGCACAGCCAGGGCGGAAUACUUUUUUUAUGCAAUGUUGACUUUUUAGCAAGCCGAGCUGGCCAGGUUCUUCUUAGGUCCUGGUGGAGAGAUCAUCUAGGACCUGGUUCAUCCCACAUCUUUUUUUGUUUUCUUUUCUAAUAAAGAUGGAAUAAUGAAA